AUGCGGCUCUCUGCGCGCGUCCCGGCCAUCCUCCUGACCGCCGCCGGCGCCACCUUUCUCGCCUACAAAGCCAAGACGCAGCCUCUCUUUUCGUCCUUUUCGUCCUUUUCGUCGUCCUCCGCUCCCACGUCGUCUCCCCCCAACAUGCCCCGCGCCGCAGUCGUCGCCCUGUCGCACGGCGGCGGGCCCAUGCCCGUGCUCGGCGACCCCAGCCACGCCGACAUCAGCCGGAGCCUGCGCGAGCGCGUGCCGUCGAUCCUGGGCCUCAACAGCACCGAGCGGCGGCCCAAGGCCAUUGUCGUCGUGACGGCCCACUGGUCGGAGCGCGUGCCCCACGUCUCGUCCGGCGCCCGGCCGAAGCUGCUCUACGACUUUGGCGGCUUCCCCGCCGCCGCGUACCGCCUCAAAUACGACGCGCCCGGGUCGCCCGCGGUGGCGCAGCGCGUGGCCGAGCUGCUGGCCCAGGCGGGCGGCUUCGCGCCCGCCCUCGACGACACGCGCGGCUGGGACCACGGCGUGUUCGUGCCGCUGCUGCUCGCGCACCCGGCGGCCGACAUCCCCGUCGUGCAGGUCAGCGUGCUCGCCGGCGAGGACCCGGCGGCGCACUUCCGCAUGGGCCAGGCGCUGGCGCCGCUGCGCGACGAGAACGUCGCCCUCGUCGGCUCCGGCUUCGCCAGCUUCCACAACCUGGGGCUCAUGUUCUCGGGCAUCGCGCGCGACCCCCGGACCGCGGCCCAGCUCAAGGACUGGAACGCCGCCGUCACCGCGGCCGCCACCGAGCCCGACGCGGCCCGCCGCGCGGCCCUGUUCGAGAAGUGGCGCGACUUCCCCAUGGCCUAUGUGACGCACCCGCGCGGCGGCGCCGAGCACUUUUUGCCGCUGAUUGUGUGCGCGGGCGCCGCGGGCAACGAGGCCGGCAAGCUGUUCACAGACGACUUUAUGGGGCUCGACAUUCUGUCCUACUACUGGGAGUAG
Messenger RNA from Sporothrix brasiliensis 5110, 975 nucleotides. Its product is annotated as extradiol ring-cleavage class 3 subunit b. The coding region runs from base 1 to 975 and encodes 324 amino acids. Lineage: Eukaryota; Fungi; Ascomycota; Sordariomycetes; Ophiostomatales; Ophiostomataceae. The transcript has a single exon. Gene Ontology annotation, molecular function: ferrous iron binding; oxidoreductase activity, acting on single donors with incorporation of molecular oxygen; zinc ion binding. The record is from RefSeq and is a predicted model, not a curated record.